Messenger RNA from Corticium candelabrum, 1352 nucleotides. RefSeq names its product histone acetyltransferase type B catalytic subunit-like. Gene Ontology annotation, cellular component: nucleus. The record is from RefSeq and is a predicted model, not a curated record. Gene Ontology annotation, biological process: subtelomeric heterochromatin formation. The transcript is spliced from 14 exons. NCBI's taxonomy places the organism in Eukaryota, Metazoa, Porifera, Homoscleromorpha, Homosclerophorida, Plakinidae. Gene Ontology annotation, molecular function: histone H4 acetyltransferase activity; histone binding. The coding region runs from base 1 to 1221 and encodes 406 amino acids.
AUGGAAGAGACGAAAGCUGCAGUAUUUGUUGCUCCAGCUAACGAAAACAUAUUUAUAAGACUAGUUAGUACAUCGAGCGAAGUGCUGCAACUGCAAGACGAAGACUCUUUGGUUUUUCAUCCCGAAUACACGCAUCAGCUUUUCGGAGAGAAUGAGUGCAUCUUUGGCUACAAACAGCCUAGAGUUGAUCUCUGGUAUGGUGCGUCGACUUUGACAACGUACUUUCACUUUGGCUACAAUGAGAAGGGAAGUGAAGCUGAUCUCGAGGGAGCUCAAAUUGAUUUCGUUGAAGAUAUAAUUGGUGACAAACUCGCACCAGGUUAUCUUAACAACAAAGAAGAAUUUCUUGCCAGGCUGGAAAGGGAAACUUCAUUCCGACCGUUUGGCGAGUUAGUGCAUGUCUACACAUCGAAUGAAGACGACCGAGAGUGUCCAUACGAAGUGUACAAGGGUGACAUACUCACACCAGGACUCAGAGAUUACCAUGCUAGACUGCAGACGUUCAUACUGUGGUUUAUUGAUGCUGCGUCAUUUAUUGAUGUUGAUGACGAAAACUGGCAAUUCUACUUUCUGUUUGAAAGAAAGACAGUAGAUGGACAACCUAUGUAUUGUAUUGUGGGAUAUGCGACUGUUUACAAGUACUAUGCCUUUCCAGACAAGACUCGACCGAGAAUCAGCCAGUUUCUGAUAUUACCGACGUUUCAGAGGCGAGGACAUGGAGCUCAACUUCUGCAAAUCAUCUACAAUCAGUAUGUUGGUGAUCAACGAGUGCUCGAUAUCACAGUUGAAGACCCAUCAGAUGAGUUUACUGGAUUACGAGACUAUGUAGACGCUGGUAACUGCUCUCGGUUGUCGUCAUUUCAACCGUCUGCAAUGAAAUCCGGUUUUUCACAAGAGAUGGCAUUGCAAGCCCAAAAACAACUGAAAAUCAACAAGCAACAGGCUCGUAAAGUAUAUGAAAUUCUACGUCUGAGAGCGACUGAUCGAAGUAAUCCAGUCGAAUACAAGGAUUACAGGCUCGCUGUCAAGAGACGCUUGAAUAAGCCGUUUCAGAAAGAACAAUCCGAUCUGAAGAAAUUGGAGCGUGUUCUAAACCCAGAUGAACUUGCGGCAACCAUUGCAAGCACAGGUUUGGAGGAGAGACACCAGAAACUUAAUACACUAUAUGAGAUAACCGAGCAGUCAUACCUCAGGACUGUGGAGAAACUAGCAAGUAUGUAGCCAAGCCAUUGUCUGCGCACGAGACGUUUAGUCACUAGCUAUUUUGCAAGGGUUAAGAGCAUGAAGUAUUGUCGAAAUGAUCGACUACAUGUUACCACACGUAUUCAUAGUCAAUCAAUGAUACCAAGUUA